Moneuplotes crassus is the source of this 583-nucleotide messenger RNA. The record is from the annotation of a GenBank genome assembly. Lineage: Eukaryota; Ciliophora; Spirotrichea; Euplotida; Euplotidae.
AUGGUUAAAGCAAUCACUCAGACAAAGCUUCAAGGCUGGCAAAUAGAAAACAAAAAAGUGGGAGGAAAAUUUGCGAGUGCAAAAUUUAAGCCCUCAGAAGAAAGUGAAGAAAAAGUCAGGGAACUUGAAAACAAGCUCGAACUACUCAAAAUCUCCAACAUAAAAUAAGGAUCAAGAAAUUGAACUCCUUGAGUCCACAAUAAGUACUUUUCUAGCAUCAAUAAUAGAUGAAAAAUCAAUUGCAGAGAGUAUUCCGUUACAGAAGAUAAAAUUCCUAGAAAAGGUCAACAGCGAACUCCAAGGCACAAUUGAUGAAAAGAAGCAAGAGAAUGCCGAAUUAGGAAAAGUGUUGCUUUCCCUUCGGGAAAAACUGACCGGACAUAAGCUUAGUGAAAAGAAGAGAGAAGACGAGUUCUUUGAUUACGUAGAGAAGAUAUUGAAUGAAUACAAAGACAAAAAUGAUACCCUCAAGGCUCAGAAUGAGGAGUAUCUGCAACAGAAAGAUCAAGUUCAAGAAGAAAUUAGCAGGUUGAUUCAGUAUGAGGAGGAGCAGAAAAAUAAGGACAAGAAACCCUCUAGAUAA